Messenger RNA from Anastrepha ludens (Mexican fruit fly), 3507 nucleotides. Its product is annotated as organic cation transporter protein. Lineage: Eukaryota; Metazoa; Arthropoda; Insecta; Diptera; Tephritidae. Gene Ontology annotation, biological process: transmembrane transport. Gene Ontology annotation, cellular component: membrane. The coding region runs from base 1473 to 3251 and encodes 592 amino acids. The transcript has 9 exons. Gene Ontology annotation, molecular function: transmembrane transporter activity. The record is from RefSeq and is a predicted model, not a curated record.
CUCAGUUUAGUCGGUGAAACGCACUCGCCGUGAAUAGUCCGAUCAUAAAUACAAAAUUUAAAUUACAAAAUAACUGAAUAAAAUUAAAUUUGAAACUAAAGUAAAAUAUAAAAAAAAACUAACACAUUUUUUUUUACAUAUGGUCGAACACCCCUUCUCGAUCAGCAAUCGCAGAGAACGCAGCUAGCGUAAAGAAUAUCUCUCCCAGACGCACUGCAAUUUUCCGCUAAACUUUUGCUGAAUUGUCACCUUUAAAGCUUGUUUUGGUUUCUUUUUUUUUUUUUGUUUUUGGUUUUUGCUCUACAUAAGCAGACAUAAAACGUGAAUGUGAAACGCAUGAAAAUCGCGUGGUAUCGACAAGAAAACUCAGCGGCAGCGAAGGAAAACGAAAGACAAACGCCGCACAACGUAAAAGAGGCUCAGUAGCUAACAAAAGCACGCCAGCUGCUGGCUGGUUGUUAAUAUUGCCUUUGCAAAGCAAAAUUCUAAGUGAUGGUUGCAGUGAAAAUUUAGGAAAAAGCAGAUACCAAUACGCUCAGUCGCCCCUGACGUGUUGUGUUUGGGGUCACUACGCACACAUACACGCCGCGCUAGUGGCGUCGCUCUGCCUUCACUGUCUUCCACGAAGAUUCUCCAUCCAUCCAUUGAAGGAGUUGUUGGUGUGCAUUGGGCUAUAAAAAUAUCAAGGCGCCGGUCAGUGCUGAAGUUGUUGGAACGAGAUUUACGCAUAGUUGUUUUUCGUUGUUGUUUGAGCUAUUAAAUUUUGUAGUAAAUAGCUGUGAAAUUGAGCGACAGAAGAGACCGCCACCGCCACCGCCAGUUGGCCGCAUUUGGCGCCAAUGAAAAAUCACAACAGCAACGUAGACGCAGACGCAGAAAGACGAGAAGCAAAAGCCAAAGAGUGGUUCGCAUUGAGUGUGAAAAGUGAAAGUGUAAUGAAGUGUAUUUUCUAAUUUGCAACAACAAAGAAACGCGUAAAAUCAAUGAAUAAUAAACGGACGGAAAAUAAAAUCUAAAAUAAUUCAAAUAUCAAAUUUGAACUAAAAUAAAAAACCAAAAAAUUUAGAAUCUGUGUAUAUUUUUAUACAAAAAAAGAAAACAAAAUUAACAAACUGUGUAUAUUUUAGUCCAAAAAAAAUAAAUAAAAAUAAAAUAAAAAAAUCGUGCUACAAAAGAAACUUUGUAAAUUUUCUACUCAAAGAUUAUAUUUCUUGUUAAUAAGAAAAAGGCAUCACCGAAAAACAUUGCAUUUAAAUGAACUGAAAGAAAACGAAAAUUGUUUUCAAAUUUUCAAUUGUGUUUAAAAAUAAAUAAUAUAGAAAUAAAUACCUUGCACUACUCAGAAAGCCUCAUCAAAUUUGACAAAUACAAAUUUCAGCUACUUGUAGUAAAACGAUUGCAACCAGAAUUGUCCGAACCAACCAAACAGCCUCAUAAAUAAAAAAACUUUUUAAGCGAAUAGAAACGCAACGAUGACAGCAAAAACGAAGCCGGAAUGUAAUGAGAAGGUGAAGGAGACUAUUAGCGAAAAGACUUUCAAAGAUAUACUCACCGAACAGUUAGAACGCAUCGGAACGGGUGGCGCUUAUGUUUGGACACUAUUCUUUUUAUGCGUCUUACCAAAUAUCCUUAAUGGUUUUCAUGUCUCCUCAUAUACGCUGCUGGGCCAUUUGCCUGAAGAUCAGUGGUGCGUUGUGUCCGAUCUUCAGUCCACCAAUUGGUCCGUUGGCGAACAACGGCACAUAUCACAACAUAAUCUCGACACGCGUGGCUGUACAAUAUGGCAUUACGAUUACGAGCAGCUGAGUACGAUGACCUACGAAGAUGCGCUCAACUAUGUUGAAAACCAAGCUGAGACCGGCUCACCAGCAGAGAUUCCGUGCCUUUCACGUGGCGUAUACGCUUACUCGGAUGCCGAAACCACAUUCGUGGCCGAUUGGGAUCUGGUGUGCGAUCGUGCUAUACAGCGCACCUCAGCACAGGUGGCCAUAUCGUUGGGCAAAUUUUUUGGUUCCUUCUCUUUUGGCGUUUUUGCCGAUAAAUUUGGACGUAAAACUUCCUUCACAUUGGGUGCUGUCUUUUUCAUAGCGUCCAGCCUUUUAUGCACAUUCUCACCCUGGUAUUGGCUUUUCUUAGCGGGUCGUUUCGGUUUGGGUGCCGCAUCGUCGGGUCUUUUCUAUCCGGCUUUCACAAUGAUCGUGGAAAAUAUCUGCUUGCGCCACCGUUCCUGGAUGUCAAUCGCUUUUUCGGGCUCUUAUCCGGUUGGUAUGAUCUUGAUGGCCAUUGCUGGAUAUUUCGUGCCUCAAUGGCGUUAUCUGCAGCUGACUCUCACAGUACCGUCAGUUUUGUUGAUACUCAAUUGCUUUUUAAUGAAUGAAUCGCCACGUUGGCUUAUAACGAAGAAACGCUACAAUGACGCCUACCGAAUCUUAUUCAAGCAGAAAUGUCACUACGAAAUUCAGAAGGAAUCCAUUGAAGCCAUCACCGAUAAGCAGGCCGAAGCUCAACCUGAAGAGAAACUUUCACUUUGGACUAAACUGAAGGAGGGUCCGCUUAAACAAUUUAGUGAGCUUUUUGGCACGUGGAAACUGCGCCGCCUCAUUUUCACCUCUUACUUUAUGUUCUGUGUAACCUCGCUCAGUUACUAUGUAACGGCACUAAAUGCCGCCAAUUUAUCGGUGAGCCGAUAUCUCUAUGUUGCCAUUACCGGCAUGGUGGAUCUACCCUCAUAUCUGGUGCCCAUGAUAAUGCUACGUUUCUUCGGACGUCGUACAACUACAGCGUCACUAUUUAUGCUGACAGGAGUGCCAUUGCUUUUGGUGCUCGUUGUGCCCACAGGGGAAAUCAUUUGGAUCAUUUCAUUUGCGAUGUUGGGUCGUUUCGGUAUUAGUGCCACAUAUUCCAUAGUCACUCUCUACACCGCCGAACUGUAUCCCACCGAAGUGCGCAAUUCGGCAUUGGGCACAUGUUCGACAUGGGCACAUGUAGGCUCCAUUUCAGCGCCUUAUGUAGUGGAUGUGCUGGGCUUGCUCGGCUGGUAUAUUCCAACAACAAUUUGCGGAUGUUCCGUUUUAGUAGCUGGUCUGCUUACGCUCACUCUGCCCGAGACGAGCACUCAUAAGUUGUCGGAUCGCGUUGAGGAAGUUCCCUCCGAAUCGGAAUCGGACCCGAGUUCCGAUUCAGAAACUGAAGACAACACAACUUCGAAUGUGGCUAAGGCGAAAGAAAUUGAAAGCAGUGAUAAAAUUUAGUUUUUAAUUGUUAUUACAUUAUUUUUUGAAAAUUGUAAUAGUUUUGCAAAAGUUCCAUUGAUUAUCAUUUAAGUGAGUUUAUAAGGAAAGCAAAAACCGAAUGCAUCAUGGCUCGUGUUGUGAUCAAAGGUGUUGAAUAGUAUUAGAAUUUUAAAUACAAAUGUAUGAAUUUACAAGCAAAUUAGUUUGCGCAAAAAAAAUAAUAAAAAAUCACUAAUUUAUUCGUACAUAAAUAUAAACAUAAAAAAUGAUGUAU